AUGGAGAAUAAGCCGAACAUUGCGAUGCUACAUCUUCUAAUCAUUCUCUUUCUAUUCCUAUCAAGAAGCCAUGUGAUGGUUAAAGCUGUGGAAACUCCAUCUCCAGCCCCAUUGCCUCAGCCCUUAGGCUUUCUCCCCUUGAAUGUGGAGGAAGAUGUUCAUACAGAUGCUCAAAAACAGCAUUCAAGAAGCCAUGCAUGUUCUUCUGUCAGAAAUGUUGUGCAACUUGCCUUUGUGUUCCUGCAGGCACUUAUGGCAACAAGCAAUCUUGCCCUUGUUACAAUAACUGGAAGACCAAACGAGGCGGUCCUAAAUGCCCUUGAUUUUGAUUAUUUAUACUAG
Messenger RNA from Oldenlandia corymbosa var. corymbosa, 342 nucleotides. NCBI's taxonomy places the organism in Eukaryota, Viridiplantae, Streptophyta, Magnoliopsida, Gentianales, Rubiaceae. The record is from the annotation of a GenBank genome assembly.